CGGGCCGCCUCGGCGGAGCUUGGGAGCCUGGCGAGUCGCUGGGGGAAACCGAGCAGACGCCUAGAGCAGCCCGGAGCAUCAGAAGGUGAUCGCGCUAGUCGGACCCGCGGAUCGCAGCCUGUAGAUCGCGGCCGGGGCCUGGAGAACAGCCCCAAGUGAAGGGAUCCUCUUCCUGAAGGAGGGGAUCAUGGCUUCCUUGUUGCUCGCCCGGCGUGUGGCCUGCAGCUCCCAGAAAAGCUUCUGCCUCUUCACACCUGGAUCUAGAUAUAUCAGUCAAGCUGCUGCCAAAGUUGACAUUGAAUUUGAUUAUGAUGGGCCACUGAUGAAGACAGAAGUCCCGGGGCCGCGAUCUCAGGAGUUAAUGAAACAGCUGAACACAAUCCAGAACGCAGAGGCUGUGCACUUUUUCUGCAACUAUGAAGAAAGCCGGGGCAACUACCUGGUGGAUGUGGACGGCAACCGCAUGCUGGACCUGUAUUCUCAGAUCUCCUCUGUCCCCAUAGGUUACAACCAUCCAGCUCUGGCGAAACUCAUCCAACAGCCUCAAAACGCGAGUACUUUCAUCAACAGACCUGCCUUGGGCAUCCUGCCUCCAGAGAAUUUUGUUGACAAGCUCCGGGAGUCCUUGAUGUCGCUCUUUUGGAAGAGCAAGGAACGAGGCCAGAGAGGUUUCUCAAAGGAGGAGCUGGAGUCCUGCAUGGUUAACCAGAGUCCUGGAUGCCCUGACUACAGCAUCCUCUCCUUCAUGGGCGCUUUCCACGGGAGGACUAUGGGAUGCUUAGCGACCACACACUCAAAAGCAAUUCACAAGAUUGACAUCCCUUCCUUUGACUGGCCCAUUGCUCCAUUCCCACGGCUGAAGUACCCCCUGGAGGAGUUCGUGAAGGACAACCAGCAAGAGGAGGCCCGAUGCCUAGAAGAGGUGGAAGAUCUAAUUGUGAAAUAUCGGAAAAAGAAGAGAACAGUGGCUGGAAUCAUCGUUGAACCCAUCCAGUCUGAGGGCGGAGACAAUCACGCCUCAGAUGACUUCUUCCGGAAACUGAGAGACAUUGCCCGAAAGCAUGGCUGUGCCUUCUUGGUGGAUGAAGUUCAGACUGGAGGGGGCUGCACGGGCAAGUUCUGGGCCCACGAGCACUGGGGCUUGGAUGACCCAGCUGAUGUAAUGUCCUUUAGCAAGAAGAUGAUGACAGGGGGCUUCUUCCACAAGGAGGAGUUCCGGCCAAGUGCUCCUUACCGGAUCUUCAACACCUGGCUGGGAGACCCGUCCAAGAACUUGCUGCUGGCUGAGGUCAUUAAUAUCAUCAAGCGGGAGGACCUGCUCAACAAUGUGGCACAUGCCGGGAAGACCCUGCUCACAGGGCUGCUGGAUCUCCAGGCCCGGUACCCCCAGUUCAUCGGCAGAGUGAGAGGACGAGGCACCUUUUGUUCCUUCGACACUCCAGACGAAUCCGUGCGGAAUAAACUCAUUCUAACCGCCAGAAACAAAGUUCCAAAGAAAAUGAGCAAGCCAGGCAAGUAUGCCCAGUACACACAGCAAAAUCCUUCUUUGGAAACUGGCAGGUCCACGUGUUCGGUGUGGUACUGGGGGGCUGUGGUGACAAGUCCAUCCGUUUCCGUCCCACGCUGGUCUUCAGGGAUCACCACGCUCACCUGUUCCUCAACAUCUUCAGUGACAUCUUAG
Molecule: messenger RNA, 1681 nt
Organism: Alexandromys fortis (reed vole)
Lineage: Eukaryota; Metazoa; Chordata; Mammalia; Rodentia; Cricetidae
Gene: Abat
Product: 4-aminobutyrate aminotransferase
Exons: 16
Coding region: 188-1681 (497 amino acids)
Biological process (GO): GABA catabolic process
Cellular component (GO): mitochondrion
Molecular function (GO): pyridoxal phosphate binding
Source: RefSeq, a predicted model, not a curated record